AUGGUAGCCCACACCAAUCCUGAAUUUGAAAGCCAAGAAUGGUACGCAGAAAGUGGCACCAAUGCCCAUAUCACCUCAGAGGUCGAAAACAUCACUACUCCACAACCAUUUGAUGGGAAUGAUACAAUUCACAUUUUCUUCUCGGUGUAUGAGGAUGAUAUUGUUAUUAUAGGGAACAGUGAAACUCAGGUAUCUUGUCUUACUGACAAGCUACAUGCAUAUUUUGUAAUGAAUGAUUUGGGGCUUAUUGGUUUCUUUCUCGGCAUUCGAGUGACAUUUGAACCCAAUGGUCUUCAUCUUCGGCAAUAUAAGUACAUUGGUGACCUCUUACAGCGUGUUCACAUGGUAUAUCAUGCUCCUUGUAUUUCUGGCACAAAGCUGUCUAAAUUUGACAGAGACACACUUGAAAAUCUAUCUAAAUAUAGGCACGUUGUGAGGACCUUGCACUAUGUGACUUUAACAACGCUUGACAUUGCCUACUCUGUCAAUCAUUUGUGCCAACAUAUGCAGACACCUACAACUGCUCAGUACUGGACCAAUGCCAAGCGAGUGUUGCGGUAUCUCAAAGGUUCAGUUGAUCUUGGCUUAUUUUAUAGUAAUGCUAGCAUUUCUCUUAAUGCCUUUUGUGACUGUGACUGA
Messenger RNA from Alnus glutinosa, 639 nucleotides. RefSeq lists its product as uncharacterized. Bases 1 to 639 code for a protein of 212 amino acids. The transcript is spliced from 2 exons. Lineage: Eukaryota; Viridiplantae; Streptophyta; Magnoliopsida; Fagales; Betulaceae. The record is from RefSeq and is a predicted model, not a curated record.